Messenger RNA from Exaiptasia diaphana, 1545 nucleotides. RefSeq names its product protein amnionless. NCBI's taxonomy places the organism in Eukaryota, Metazoa, Cnidaria, Anthozoa, Actiniaria, Aiptasiidae. The record is from RefSeq and is a predicted model, not a curated record. Gene Ontology annotation, cellular component: endocytic vesicle; apical plasma membrane. The transcript is spliced from 13 exons. The coding region runs from base 30 to 1430 and encodes 466 amino acids. Gene Ontology annotation, biological process: receptor-mediated endocytosis; intracellular protein localization.
AGGUGUCAAAUUUCMAGAAGGUUGGAAUAAUGGCGAACUUCUACUUCAAGAGCUUAAAGUUUUUGCUUCAAUCAUUGAUUUUAAGUCUGUUUUUCAACGUCAAUAGCAGUGAAUACAAGCAAUGGAGGCCCAACACCAACUGGAAUAAUCCCAACAACUGGGAAACUGGAAAAGUACCAUGUUCACGUCAAGAUGUUCAACUGAUUAGCUUACAACCUCUUGUUGUUGCAGUAUCUGGACAAAURCCACUUCACAGCCUGAGUUUACCAAGAAAUGGUGARCUACUUAUGAAUAAUGAUGCUGAGCUGGUCUUUCACAAUGAUCAAGAAAACCCAACUGAUCAGUGCUCUGAAACUGGAAACAUMAAGUUUGGGGCCACCUCACCAAAGAACUGGUUUAAUCCUGUGAACUGGGAGGAAGUGGAUAGGAAUGGGRACCCUGUGGUAGAGCAGAGCUAUGGCUUGCUGCAUUUAAACCAAAUACCUUGUGUAUAUGACCAAGUCAUUUUUAAAGAGAAAAGCUCUUUUAUGGUUAAAAGUGACCAGCCAGUAACUGUUGCAUCAGUACUCAUGAAUGGACAGGUAUAUCAACAAAAGUCUUUCCAGGACUAUCUUGAGACCACUACAGGAAAGAUUGAGUUUAAUUUCAACAAGAACAUGAUCAAACUAACUGGAGAAACUUGCACUGAUCCUAAAGGAUGUUAUUGUAAUAAUUUACAAGUAAAAAAGACAGUUUGUAGCUUUGUAAAGUGUGAAUCAACGCACUGCAAGACACCUCUUUUSCCUGKUGAAUCAUGCUGCAAGUAUUGUGGAGCUAUACUAAAGGUUGAGCCAUUGUUAAAGUUCAACUUGAUGAAUUUCAAAAAACAAGUUCAAARUUUAUCUGAGAAUAGGAGUCGUGAUUURCARGUCAAGUUUUCAAUUUCAAGAACUAAGGAUGGUUUAGUGCAAGUGGUGUUUGCAGAUUCUGGAAAUGGUAAGAAGGCUCAAAAAUUUGCUGAAAAAGUAAUUGAGCACAUAUCAGGAUCUUCACAGUUGACCAUCAAAGAAAAACUACAGUCAUCUACUUCUGAUACUCCUCAUUCUGGUUCGCAACAAGGUUCAUCGUCGUCAUCAGUUGUUUUGGCUGUGGGUAUUGGUGUUGGUCUUGUUGUUCUUAUUGUAAUUCUCAUUGCUGUCGUCAUAGUGUUUCAAAGGAAAAGAGCACAACAAAACAAUGAAGCAACAACAUCUCAGUAUGAGCAAUGUUUUGAGAUGCAAGGUGAUGGAUCUGCAGGACAGUCACUGYCAGAUAAUGAGGCAGGCGUGGAUGAGAAUGACCAGACUCAUGAGUCUACCAAUGUUUUGUAUGAAUCCAGCAAUGUAACGCAACAGACAUUUGACAAUCCUCUGUAUGAAACCAAUACUGACCUCGAAGAACUUGUUAUCUAGAAAAACAGAUUCUUGGUUUUCUAUUAUCCUAGCACUAAUUUUUUWAAAACUUUUUCAUGAAUUUCGUUUUUUUUACUUUCUCUAUUUUAAUGUUAUACUUUGUAAUAUUUUGUUG